This is a messenger RNA of Sporothrix brasiliensis 5110, 1848 nucleotides long. RefSeq lists its product as uncharacterized. The coding region runs from base 1 to 1848 and encodes 615 amino acids. The record is from RefSeq and is a predicted model, not a curated record. The transcript is spliced from 4 exons. NCBI's taxonomy places the organism in Eukaryota, Fungi, Ascomycota, Sordariomycetes, Ophiostomatales, Ophiostomataceae.
AUGGCGUCCGACUGGCUCCAGGUCAGAACAGGUCCAUGUGGCCUAGUUCUGCUAGAAAAUCAAACUGCCUACGAAAUCCUCCCCAACGCCCACCGACACCAACUCAUCUUGGUAGUCGGGGGGAAGGAGAAGACGAAGUUUUUGGACACGGCCUGCCUCCGUAAGACAAAACACGCCGAUGGCAUUCGCCUUCAUGUCUUCUCUCCGUCGCUGACAGUUGCCGAUUGCGCUUUGCACGACAUGAAGAAACUCGAUGCUCUCCACGCUGUUCCGUCUGCGCGCGGCUCGGUGGCUCAACACGACCUGCAGACGGACCUUGUGCCGGGUGACUCGCACCACCGAAUUGCCCGCUUCGCCUACGACAUGUACUGGCGUCUUCUGGCGCCUUUCGUAUCCGUCAUCCUGCUGUUCAUGAGCGACCUGGGCGGCCCGUUGGGCGACAUGCUCGUGAUCAAGCUGUCGGCUCUGCUUCGUACGGCGGAGCCGUAUCGGGCGCGAACCCAAGCCGAUGUCGAGAAGCUGUUCAGGGCCUUUGGAGGCAUCGGCCUCAUCGUCCCCACCCCCGCUACUGUGACAAAGCAUGUGACGGAAGUAUGCCGCCUCCAGCAGCGCGCGCGUCUGGCCUUCCACGACCGCCAUCUGGCAUGGCUUCUCCGCAAUGGCGUGGCCCACUAUGUGCGCGGCCCGUACGGCCCCGUCGACGUUCAGCGCCUUGCGAGGCGGCACCGGCCGCCACCCACUAACCUGGCGGACCAUAUGGCCGAGUUCGUCAAGGUCAGCUAUGUAGUAAAGAUCGACCAUGUCGAGGUGAUCGCGUCGGCACUGGAUCUCGACGCCCACCCACCUGUCUUCACCCCGGCCUCGACGUUCGACACGUUCUACGCGGCCGCCCUACUCCGCGUAGGUGCCGACUUCCAGGCGCCGACCAUCCGCGAAGCCUUUGUCCGUAUUGCUGUGGAGAGGCGCUCUCGUUCGUCGGCGGAGGCGCACCUUCGUUUGUUGAGUAAGUACCAGGUGGCUUGGAUGGGCUGCUACAGCACGCAUGUAUGCCUCGUGUGCCUCGUACACGAGCCGCGGCGGGCACCGCUGCCCUGCGGGCACCAGCUCUGCGAGACUUGCGUCGUGCUCGGCGGCGAACCGUCUCUGUCCGACCUAUGGCAGUUCCAAAUCGCCAAAUGUCCGUUAUGCCGUAUGCAUUGCGACACAUGGGUUACCCUACAACCUCCGACGGCAGGCUCGAGGGUACUAUGGCUGGGCGGGUUGCUGGAACAGAAGAUGGCUGUCGCGCAGUUUCUCAAAGAGCUCCAGGCACUCGUCGGUUUGGCAAUGUCCCUCUUGCGGGAUCGCUUCGACGUAAUAGUCGGCUCAGAUAUCGGGGCCUUUUUCGUACAGAUGAUGGUGACCGAGCAGUGGGACCUGGCCGACUGCGUAUAUCACUUGCCACGGCUCACCGCGCUACGGCUGCGAGCAGGAAACACAGUAGUGUCCUAUGGGAAGAAUUUGGACUGGGAGCUUCGUCGAGUGGAGCAGUUCAACGGAACGCGCGUGGUGAUCGACAUCCAAGGCCGUGUAGUAACCAACGGUGCUACAACCAUGUCUGCAGACCCUGCUCUGGCCCAGGCCACCGCUCGCCGCUCGCCGGAUGUCGUGGUCGAGUGUUGCGGAGAACCUUAUGACGCGGAGUAUCUACGGACCGCCGCUGUAAAAAUGACCGCCAGUCUCUUUUUUAUCGAGCUUCGGUGUAUACCGACCUUCUCCUCCGGGCAGGCCGUGGCACGAGUCGAACUACAGUGCCGCUUGCGGACGGGACCGCCGUUGUUCACCCUCUUAGCAAGGCUGCGGCAGUAA